Molecule: messenger RNA, 2266 nt
Organism: Paramacrobiotus metropolitanus
Lineage: Eukaryota; Metazoa; Tardigrada; Eutardigrada; Parachela; Macrobiotidae
Product: histone-lysine N-methyltransferase set-18-like
Exons: 7
Coding region: 196-1827 (543 amino acids)
Cellular component (GO): nucleus
Molecular function (GO): protein binding
Source: RefSeq, a predicted model, not a curated record
UGUAUAAAUUUCAUAAUUUCAUCAUGGCAGCAUGGCGUUUUCAGUAUCGCGAAGAAUAAACGAAAAACUCUUUAACUAAACAGGGAAUCGAAGUGAUUUUUUGGUAGCUGCUGCAGAACUACAAAUCUUUGGUUUUUAAUUGUGACGCAUUGUUCAGUUUCCCGAGUUCUCGACCACUAGGAAUUCACAAUCAAGAUGAACUGGCUGAGAGUCAAUGAGGACGGGGAGCCCGUGUACACGGCGGAACAGCUGGCCCGCAUGUUCCAGAUGUACCAGGCCUACACGGACAAGGAGAAGCAGAAGCACGAGCGGAUUCUGGACGAAGAGUACCGCGGCAAGAAGCGGAUGCAGGAGGACGCCGAGUCCAUCCAGCACCGCGAAGGCGCCGUUAUUAGCCGCGUUGAGCCGUGGGCUUUCGCGGUGGACGACUAUCGGCUGGCGGAUUACUGCAGCCGCUGUUUGGUGUCCAAAAAGACGGUGCCGGAGCUGAAGAAGUGCAGCAGUUGCUCUUAUUUGUCUUAUUGCGGAAAAACGUGUCAGGUUGCAGACUGGACGGAGCACAAAGUUCUGUGUUCGCUUUUCAAGAUGCGCGAGUUUUUCGAUAGGCGCGCUCUCGUGGAUACCAAAAUUCUCACGCUGUUUUUGAAAGUACUGGCUAAGCUCAAGCUUCAUGUGCAGAAGAAUGCAAACCCGUCAAACGGGACUACACGCGUUCCUCCUCAUUUAUUCUUUAACAUCAAGAUCAACGAUGCGCUGGUCAGCAAGGAUGAGCGCCUGCAGAAGACGUAUAAUAACUGGCUGCCGUUCAUCAAAGUGGCGGAUGAUAACGGCGCGGUUUGCGCGGACUUACCGACCUUCUGUCGUAUCUACGGACGAAUGAUGGUGGCACUGGGCCCGCUGCACGCCAAAGUCUGUGAACACUUUGAUGACACGGACAGUAAGCGGCCGUGCGAGAUCGGACUGGCAUUGCCGCUGAGCCUGGCUACUUACCAGCGCAGUUGCAUGCCCAAUGCGGCCGCUGUGAGCUCGGGUGGGACGCAGAUCGCAGUUAAAGCGCUAAAAAAUAUUCCGAAUGGGGAGCCGAUUACCGUUGGUUGGUCGAUUGACCGCUUCAGCACGCCAGAUUUACGGGAAAAACAGCUACGAAUGCGUUACUUGAAUUGCUCCUGCCCUGGUUGUACCGAUCCUUUGGUGAUUGAACGGCGCAAUGCGGUGCGCUGUGUAAACUCCAAAUGCGAAAUGGCCAUCCCUCUGGAUACUCGAAAAGCUUCCAAAUGUAAUCACUGCAAGCAAAUGGUCUCCACUGAUAGGAUGCUGGAAGCGGAUGUGAUCAUGCUGGAGUUAACGCAGCUGUUUACGACUCUGAACGAUAAGCCGUUUGGAUCGCGUGGUUUGACUGCGGACGAGUUCAAACAGUUACAUCAACUGUAUGAGAAAGCCAAAGGUCUGUUGCAUUGCACGAAUCUGGUUCUGGGAAUGGCCAACCGCGAACUUGCUAACCAUUUCCGGUCGAUUGAGCAACACACAAACAGCAUUCGUCACCUCAAAAGAAUGAUCUUAUCAGCAGAAAUUCAUCUGGGAAAAUACGACGAAAUCGUCAUGACUGCAAUGAUGGACAUGUUCACAUAUUACUUAGCGAAGCGACGAUUUAAGGAAGGACUGCCAAUUCUGGAAGAGACACGCAAACGGAUGAGUGUCAUCCCGGGUGACGAUACUGAUGAUUAUAAAGCUGUGGAUAAGUUGUGUCGAGCUAUGCAGAAAGAAAAUGCAGAUUUCUUCAAGUACUGCAAGGAUAUGGACUGGGAAACCAUUCCUGCUGGAAAAUAACGGCGGAAGUACAAUACCUUAUGGAAAUGCGCCGUCUAGCAGUUUAUUUUUUUUCUCUUGUAGAUAGAAAUGAGUACGUACAACUACACGGUGAUGGUUCACUGUUUUUUAUGAUACAUAACGCUCAACGGCACUAAUCGUAAGUAGGAAAUUAGGAACGAUUAUAGUAGUGACAAUACAUGUAACUGAAUAGAAAUUGUUGCGGUUCAGUCAUGCAUUGGGUUAAUCAAUUGUUUUUCCUGUUGAUUAUCAACUGUUCUGUUGAUCUGAUUCCCGUUUCCAUUGCUCAUGGGAUUAUCUGUCAAAUUCUAUAGAAAUACUCCGCUUUUUAGUUUUCUGUUUUUCGAUGCUCGCUGAAUUAUUAUUCGAAGAUGCCGUGCGCAUCGAAUUUAUAAAGUACUGUUUGGCAAAAGUGUAGGAAAGCCCCGUGUAGUCCUUU